AUGAAAGAAGGUGAGAUCGGCUACAGGUGCAAUCAAUGCCAGAAAAAGUACGGUGGCCUGCUGUGCCAUGCGUGUUUCGUCGAGAGUCCACAUGCCUCUCAUAAAUACACCCAAGUCAAGGUGAUGAGCGGAGUGAAGCCUUGUCACUGUGGAAAUAUGAAGAGUUUCAAGCGCAAGCCGACCUGUAACAACCAUUUGGCGCAGAAGGGCAUUCUCAAAAGCACAAGAAACAUAGAAAUUAACGGAUUCGUGAUUCCAGUAAGUCCAGAUGGCAUUCCGAUGGUUCAAUUCGCAAGAAAAACGAAAACUGGCGAUGAUAAAUUGGAAUUAAUCGCAGAUGGGAUGGCGAGUGAACGAAAAAAGUCACAUGUUACGUUUUUGAAACACUCGCUUUACGGACACCCUGGAUAUCCCCCAGUGCCUGGUUCUCGACGAGCAGAAGGGCUGGAUCCACUAGAAAUGGCCGUUGAAGAAAUCAUAUCAUCCCAGUCGAGUCAAGAAAGCUACGAAAACGACAUGCUGUAUGGAUUCAAGCGAAAGGAAGGUGCAGAGAAGGGCAUGAAUUUCGCAGACGUUGUGCAGCAGAUUUCAGAAAAGUCAAAAUCCGAUAACCGAAAAAGAUCUACAGCUUCAACUCUUGAAUCAGUUCUUCCAUCAAUGGCGCGUAACUCGAGAAGUUGCAGUGUUGUCGUUACUAAUUCUACUGACUCUUCCUUGAUUCCAAGUUUGGAAUAA
Oikopleura dioica is the source of this 735-nucleotide messenger RNA. The record is from the annotation of a GenBank genome assembly. Lineage: Eukaryota; Metazoa; Chordata; Appendicularia; Copelata; Oikopleuridae.